This is a messenger RNA of Lampris incognitus (smalleye Pacific opah), 1567 nucleotides long. RefSeq names its product nitric oxide synthase interacting protein (gene nosip). Gene Ontology annotation, cellular component: nucleus. The record is from RefSeq and is a predicted model, not a curated record. NCBI's taxonomy places the organism in Eukaryota, Metazoa, Chordata, Actinopteri, Lampriformes, Lampridae. Bases 280 to 1212 code for a protein of 310 amino acids. The transcript is spliced from 9 exons. Gene Ontology annotation, molecular function: ubiquitin protein ligase activity.
UGUUUACUGUGUAGCUGCAGUAGUUGAACCGGCAGUCCUCGGGAAGACGUCGUUCUCUUGUCUCUGGCCUGUAUCUUAUGUGCAGAGACGGUUUUUUAUUUUAAAAUUAAGAAGUCGCAGAAGCCAAUUACAUAUAACUAAGGUUUUGUGUGUAUGGUGUUUGUGUUCAUUAGUUUACGCCAUCGUCGUGUAUCGUUAGCCGGUUAGCUGAUAACAAAAAAGAUCGAACGCCUUUUCAACCUCGUAAUUAACAGUUGUUUAAAGUCUACUGAAGAAACAAUGACUCGCCAUGGGAAGAAUUGCACAGCUGGAGCUGUGUACACGUACCACGAAAAAAAGAAAGAUACAGUUGCAUCUGGUUAUGGGACACAGAGUGUGCGACUGGGCAAGGAUGCAAUCAAAGACUUUGACUGCUGUUGCCUAUCUCUCCAGCCCUGCAGGGACCCUGUUGUGACUCCAGAUGGUUUCUUGUACGAAAAGCAGGCCAUUCUGGAAUACAUACUCCACCAGAAGACUGAGAUUGCCAGGAAAAUGAAGGCUUACGAAAAGCAGAAACAGGCCCAGAAAAGUGACAGCAAGCAUGAGUCUAAGUCAGAAGAACGAGAGAGGGUGGAGAGAUUCAAAACCAAAGAGAGCAGCAUUGUGUCCAAACCUAUCAACCCUUUUACCUCUACCCAGUCUAAAGAUGGUCAGUCAGCCAGAGCAGAGGGCCAGAAUGGGACUGGUGCCUCGGCCAGCUCCUCCACAGCGGAUACUUCAGCAGCCGGCCCCACCCAGGGUUUACCCAGCUUUUGGAUCCCCUCUCUGACACCAGAGGCUAAACCCACUCUACUGAAGAAACCAAGUAAGGUUGUGCUGUGUCCCAUGUCGGGCAGGCCCAUAAAGAUGAAUGAGCUGAUCACGGUGCGCUUUACUCCACUGGACCCAAGUCUGGACAGAGUGGCUCUGCUCACGCGCCAGGAAAGAUAUGUGUGUGCAGUAACCAAAGACGCAUUGGGCAACAGCGUCCCCUGUUCUGUUCUCAGACCCUCGGGAGCCGUGGUGACUCAGGAGUGUGUGGAGAAGUUGAUCAGGAUGGACAUGAUCGACCCCGUGACUGAAGACAGACUCUCGGAGAAAGACAUCAUACCACUGCAGCGGGGUGGAACUGGAUUUUCUGGCUCCGGGGUUGAACUCCAUGCCAAAGAGGCUCGGCCUGUGAUGCAAGUAUGAGAGAAAGGUGGAUUUCAGAACAGUGUACAGUGUUAGUAGGAUGACCGGUGGGUGUCGGAUGACUUGGUUUCUAAGUAAAUAUCUUGUGUUGCUGUUGUCCCAGUAGUGCUGCGGUGACAUAGUCCUAUUAAAGGGAUUCCUAACUCUUAUUUUCUGGUGAAUGUAUGUUACUUUUCUUUUACAUGUAUAAACAAUGAAACACUCUUUCCAUAAACGAAUGGAUAUUUUCUCAUAAAAGUGCUUGAUUGAUUAAAAUUGUCUAAGAAUUUUCUGUAGAUAAGGGCAUAUUUGGAUAAGUCCUAUCCAAAAUGUUAUGUAUCUAAUUUUAUAAAAAUAAAUAAAUUCAUUACAUUAA